CGGCGCACCUCAACUUCCAGAGCAGCAUGAAGAGAUAUGAGAGUCGUCGGGCGGCGCGCUACCGCCAUGUCACCUAGAGAGAAACAUUUAGCGCUUCUCUCAGUUUUAGGCCUAAUUGCUCUAGUUUUUUAUUAUAUACCUACCUUCAUUUACGCAACUUUAAUCCUAUCAGUUUGCUGUUUUGCCUUUUACUAUCGCAGUGGAGUGCAUCUUCCCGCCAGGUUAGGCCCGAGUCCUCGGGGUGGGCUAAACGUCCCGGCCGUGCUCCGGCGCUGGUUGCCGGGCUGGGAGACGACUGGCCUGUCGGUGGCUGCGCGUGGGAGACCUACAAGCAGCAGCUACAGAGCUGAGCACCGGGAAACGGAGGGACAGUUUAGUCAAAGACCUAGCGAAACCGUGAUUUAUCGAAGGGAAGCUUUGACAAGAGACUCGUUUCUUUUCAGCCCCCGGGAUUUUCUCAUGGGGAGUUACAUCGGCAAACCCGAAAGUCCAACCGCCGAAUCUGGGAGGCCAAGACCCGGGAGAAACCCCCGAGAGCAGCUGCGGGAAAGGCUGGCCAGACCUAACUAUGCUGUUUACACCCCGAACAGGAGGCUUUCAUUCACUGGUGAGCCGCUGGGUGCAACGGGCAGGUUCACCAUCACGCCUCAGCGUCACUACCCCCUGCAGCAGACGGGGGUGUCCUCAGUGGGAGUCCUGCCCCCCGUCAAGUGGGACGGCUUCAGGAAGAAGAAUGUCCUGAGUCCUCGUAAUUCCCCAGCUGCCCUCAGCCCCGUCACCGUGAAGAUCGCAAGGCCUGAACAUAGGAACCCCAGUGGGAAUCAUCUGAGCUGUGCUGGGCUCAACCGGGCCCCUCCGGACCCCUGCUCCAGAGAGAGUGUCCUGAGGGUGUUGAAGGAAAGCCGCAAGAGAGAAGUGGAGGACGAGGACAGGAGCUUCACAACAGAGCAAAGAAGCAAACGAAGGCGUAGUGACAGCGAUGGAAGUGCUCACUCUGCCUUUGAGCCUCUGCUGCCCAAUGGAGCACCAUCCCAGCUGGUCCCCAAACCAGGGAGCCUAAAACGAGGCAUGACCUCUGCGAUAGACGAGACCACUAUGAAGAGGUCCCGCACCUCCUCGAUCAGCUCUGGUUUUGGGAUUCAUGCUCCAAGAGGAACCCCUGGCACCAGGAGAAACGCCAUCCAAAGCUCCUACAGCUCCUCGGCUGGCCUCAGCCAGUGGAAGAAACCAUCAGCUCCUAGCUCUACUCUCUCCAGCCCUGAGUCAUCUCGCUCUCAGACUCCAGAGGGAGCCUCUAAAAGACCCAGAGAGGAGGACAUUCAGUCUCCCAGCUCAGCAUCUUCUGUCAGGUCAGACCACACAGCGUUAGACAAAGCUCCUGAUACUUCAAAACAAACUCCAGUCCUCAAAGUCCCAGUAACAACAACGACAGACUCAACUGGAAGUGGUGGGAAGAGAAAAAGAAAGAUCCAACUGGUGUCCAGCAACCGGGAUGAUCAAAUCUCUCUGCCUCCACCCCCUGAGCUGGGUUACACCAUCACAGCUAAAGAUCUGGACGAGGAGAAAAAGGCAGCCAUCAGUAAGAUCCAGAAAGUCUUGGAGACACCUGCCCCAGAACCAGAGAAGUCUGUGUCUCCAGCAGACACCACUUCCACUCAGCCUGCUGCAUCUACCGCCACCCUGAGCAGCUUCCUGGCAGGUCCUCUGCCCAGAUCCACCUCUGCCAUUCCAGUAAUCAACCUGGAUCCGAGCCCAGGCAGCAGUGCAGCCCCUGCAGUCGCCAACAGUCUGCUAGAGGCCCUCAAGAUGAAGAUAAGUGUCCCCGCUAGCUCCACAUCUGCUGCCAACACUACCACAGUGUCUGUAUCAGCCACACCUGCACCUGCCAUUACCUUUAACCUGAAUGCAUCGACUACAGCCCCCACAAUGCCCCCUGCCUCUCAGUCUCAGCCCUCCUCUGCAGGUGUUAUGGGCCAACCCUCUGUCUUGAAUCAGGUGCUGGCUCAGGUCUCUAAGGUACCCACUAGCAUCCCUGCUGCAUUUAUGACAGGGCCAACCCUGUUUGGGCAGUCCAGCCAGAUCAGCACCACCUCUGUUCCUUCAGCCUCCACCGCAGUCACCACGGCUGCUGCCCCUGCCCCAGCAAGCAGCUCUCAGCCUGUCCGGAACACAAACCCUCUUCUGACUGCAGGGUUCAAGCCCAUCUUUGCUGCUGCCACAACCACUUCCUCAGAUGCAGCUUCUUCAGAAAGCAAACCCCUCGACCAGACUUUCAAGCCCAUCUUUCCACUGCCCUCCUCCAUCUCGGCCACCUCUACAGCCUCCACCCUCUCUGCGAGCAAUACAACGUCAGUGUUCGGUUUGACGACAAGUAGCUCCACAAUUGCCCGACCUUCUUUCUCCGGCUUUAAUAACACCUCUGCUGGCACCGCUUCUCUGGGCGCCGUCACAACUACCCAGCCUGCAGUCAAAUCAGAGACUAAAUCCCUCUUUGGAAGCUGGUCCACACCAUCCACAACCAGCAGCAGCUCUGCCUCAGUGCAGCCUCCUAGUACAGGGAGCACAUUUCAGUUUGGAGCAGCGGCCACCACCACUGCAGCAACAACUGCUGCUCCUGCAACUACCACCUCCAAUACGACCGGCUUCAGCUUCGGAGCCACGCAGCCUGAUCCCCAAGCUCCUAAAGUGUUUUCCAUCGGUCAGACCACAUCCAUCCAAAACACAACCAGUGCUUCAUUUGGAGGCUUCGCUAUGGCCAACACAGUUUCCACUGCUGCCCCAACCUCCACCACCCAGUCCACUUUCGCCUUUGGAAAGCCAGCAUUUGAGGCAACAGCGGCACAGCCGACCUUCAGCUCUUCAUCGGCCCCUUCAAAACCCUUCACCUUUGAUGCUGGCGGAGCAUCCACACCUGCAGCUGGUGCCGCCCCAGCACCGGCUUCGUUCACCUUCGGGGCUCCAGCUGCCACCGCCACAACGGCAGCUCCUAGUUUCGGGACUCCAGCUAAACCAGCAUUUGGAGCCAGCUCCACUGGUUUUGCAUUUGGCACCAAUGCAGCUCCUUCAGCCCCACCCCCAGUUCCACCAAGUUUCGGCACAGCGACGCAGACUCAGAGCUCCUCCUCGGCCUCCUUCGCGUUCGGAAGCGCUGCCCCUCAGUCGGCUCCGUCCGGGUCAGCUCAGCCUGCGACUGGUGGGUUUAACUUUGGAGCCAGUAUGCCAUGCCCCCAGUUUGGAACUCCAGUUUCCAGUAGUCCAGCCCCACAGAUGGGAAGCUUCAACUUUGGUGCUGCUGCUGCUGCUUCAGACAAACCAGUUUUUGGGACGUUGACUCCGUCGUUUGGCCUGGUUGCUACUCCGGGCCCAACUCCCUUUGGAAGUCCUGCAACUCCAGUCCAAGGCUUUAACGCUGUUCCCUUCGGCUCUCCUGCGACCCCCACCUUUUCUAUUGGAGCUGGACCGAAGCCGUCUGGAGCUCAGGUACGAAGGCUGCAGGCACGAAGGCAGCACAACAGGAAGAAGUAACCCAUCGAACGCGUCCCAACACCGUUUUCAGAGGACGACGGCUAACCUGACUAACACGGCUCCAUGAUUUUAGCUCCAACAUCCUCCAAUCAGGCUGCCACAUCCCCUCCUUUGUUUCCUUCCUGUCCAGCAGCAGUGUGUGCUGGCCCAGAGCAUUGGGUUUGCAGAGGAGUUGGAGCUUCCUGAGUUCAUGCGGCCUGAAUGAGGGAAUGUCACAGCGGGACGAAAGGAUCCACAACAAUGUGCUAUACUUGAAGAAAGAGAAAACAGACAGUCGAGUUGUUUGAUUCUGAACAAAAGUAUAUCCAAAGUUUCCUUCUCUCUUUACACAGACACUCCCACUGGUUGGUCUCGAGGAGAAAACUGAGCCUCGGCUCAGACAUUUAUUUUUUUAUGUGAUCUCUGGUUUGUAUGUUACCGAAUGUUUGGGUGGAUUGAGUCUGAACAGGAGAAACGCACAUCUGAUUCAGACGAGGUACACGAGUGAAAUGUAAUUGCAUUUAAAUUAUUUUUGUAAUUGGCUCUCUGACCUUGUAAAUGAAUGAAUGAUGUUUCUGCAUUUCAAGAGCAACUUGGUUAAUGUCUUAAUGAAGUUUUUAGCAGGCGCUCGUGCUCUGGUUUCAUAUCAAUAUUGUCAACAUUCCCAGAGUCCUCUCAUGGAUAUCCGUUUUUCCCUUUAUCCUAAUCCCUGUUUUGUUUAUCUGGAGCUUUUCCCAACACUGAUGUAAGUACCGGGUCAGUUUGUGAUUAGGAUGACUACUCCUGACCUGUGCAGACAAACCAAAGCCAACUGUUCAACUCCUUGCCUGUGAAAAGAAUCUGUGAUUUCACCCUUAAAUGCUGAGACGUGUGUGUGUUUGUGCCAGACUACCUCUUUUUAAUUCCAGGCACUGAAAUAUUUUUGUUAAUCCGUAGAUUGGAUUUUAAUUUUAGCCACCGAUCUGUGUAAAUGGUUUAAAAUAUCUGCACAACGCACCACCACGAUUUCAGAAACAUUGUUGUUGCAGUGGUUUACAGAAUAUUAACCUGACACGAGGUUAUUUUCAAACACAGACUGAAUUGGGACUGUUUUGUACUCGCUUAUGACAAACCGUGAUGGAUACAAGGAGGUUGUUUUUAAUGUUUUGCACCAUGGUUUCUGGAAUUUUUGUCGGGUCCUUGUUUCAUGUCGACUGUUGCAUCAAAAUGGUCUGUUUCUCAGUAAUAUUCACUCUCAUGUGAAACCUGAACAGUAUCUGAGUUAGUUUCUAAUGAUUUUGUUUUUCUGAAUUAAUAAAAUCAGAGUUUGAGAUGUGAAUGUUCAAUCUUGUACACAUAAAACUCUUUUAAGUUAUGAGUGUGCUUUUCUGCGACUGGGCGAUGGUGGCUUAAAUGACUUGUUUGGUAACUAUUUUCUUUCUAGUUUCGUCGGAAAGGAAAUACUUUAUUAAAAUGUGUAAAACAACAA
This is a messenger RNA of Girardinichthys multiradiatus, 4972 nucleotides long. RefSeq names its product POM121 transmembrane nucleoporin (gene pom121). Gene Ontology annotation, molecular function: structural constituent of nuclear pore. Gene Ontology annotation, biological process: protein import into nucleus; RNA export from nucleus. Gene Ontology annotation, cellular component: nuclear pore. The record is from RefSeq and is a predicted model, not a curated record. The transcript has 13 exons. The coding region runs from base 37 to 3525 and encodes 1162 amino acids. Lineage: Eukaryota; Metazoa; Chordata; Actinopteri; Cyprinodontiformes; Goodeidae.